AUAGCUGGUUAUCAUUUACAAAACACAUUUUAUAUUUGCAGAAAUCACAGAAGAAUGCAAUUUGACUGUAGGUUUGGAAAUUCUGAAAAAAUCGUUGCUUACACAAAGACAACUAGUAAUUCGGCGAGAAUAUUCUAGUUUGGACGAUUCAUUAUUUCGUGCUUGCAGCGAUCAGUUAGAACGCAGCGAGUUUAGUUUGGACCACAAUAUCAACCACGAAAGCCUGAAAUCAGCAGUUUUAAAUUAAUUAAAGUUAGAUACGGAAGAAAGCUUACCCCGUGAAGAUGCAAAUGCUUUAGUUGCUGAAAUCGAACAAAGUAAGAGCGUCAACAGUAAUAUACUUAUAGACAUAUUGGCAAAGUACAUCAACAGGAAAAUUAUUGUCUAUACUAGAUCGGAUUAUAUUGAAGAGAGGUUGUCACAUGAUAGUACAACUAGAAAAAGUCCACCUCUCCUUCUGGCAAUGGACGAUUUAUACUUUCACAGUCUUGGAGAAAGAAAGGAUGAAAAUACUUCAGAACUUAAUAAAACAUUGAAUUCUGCAAUCAACAGAAAAUCUGACAGAAGUAAAAUACAACACGACAAAAACGAUGCAAAGAAAUCAAAAGAAUUAAACUGGGCUGACAAUUCGGGAGACUCGAAUCUAGUGGGUACUCCUAAUCGAUCGAGAAGGGAAUCUUCCGUUGAGUCAGCAGUUACGGAAUGGCAAGAACAUGAACCAAGCGUUAUUAUAAAGAAUGUACAUACAGCUAUAUCAGAUGAGAAAUACGAUCCUUUACUCCCUUCGGUCCUCACUCUACAAAGCAUUCAGAUGGACGCAGGUACAUACGUGACUGCCUUCUUUGUUCUUAGGACUGAAGAAACUAUUUGGUAUAAGAUAAAAAUAGCUCCAGGAAACAAAAUGUCGGUUGAGCACAAUGCUGCUUUGAUGAAAAAAGCCAGUUCUACCAGGUCAACAUAUAUCGCCACCAUGCCUUCAUUUGAAGUACCUAUCUAUGGUGAAGAGUUUAACAAAAAGCAGAAAUUAUGUGCAGACGCUUUAAGUAUCCCCCCUAAUUUUAUUAUUAGUAUUUAUAGGUUAACAAACAUAUUUUCUAGUACCCCAAAGUAAGCAGUGACCAAUGUCAAACCCAAUGUAUUACGAACCAACCAGUAUUGAAAACCUACUGUUAUGUCAACCAACCGGACAGCAAAAACCACUGUAAUGCAAACCAAUAGGUCAUCAAACUUAAUAUCAACCAAUCAGUACUUGACAAAGAACUAAAUAAUAGAAUAAAUAAAAAGAAGACCAUUAUUAUGACUCAAUCAACAGCAGA
Mytilus trossulus (common blue mussel) is the source of this 1316-nucleotide messenger RNA. RefSeq lists its product as uncharacterized. NCBI's taxonomy places the organism in Eukaryota, Metazoa, Mollusca, Bivalvia, Mytilida, Mytilidae. The coding region runs from base 464 to 1111 and encodes 215 amino acids. The record is from RefSeq and is a predicted model, not a curated record. The transcript has 3 exons.